AUCCACUUUCAUCAAAUUCCUAUCCAUUUUUCUUAAAUUUUAUAAUCAAAUCAAAUCAAAUCCCACUGAUCCAUGUCUCGUUCCUCAAUCAUCGAUCUUACCUCGUGUUUUUUUUUUUUUCUCUCUCUCUCUCAAAUUUCGGUAAUCUUCUUUGAACUUUGGCUUGGAUUCUGCGCUGUAAGUUUUUGCUUUUAAUUGUCCAAUUAUUGAAGAAUCAAUUAUUCUACGUUGUGAAAUGGACGAUGAGUGAAGUUUUCACGUAUAGUCUAAGAAAUCAGCGAUGCCGGAAUCGAAGAAGCCAGAGUUGGACCCUUUGCUGAGGGAUCUCAGUGAAAAGAAGCAAAUUUUUCGGCGGAACGUUGUAUCUUUGGCGGCCGAGCUCAAGGAUGCUCGGGCUCGCCUAACUUUACAGCAAGAAUCUUGCACUCGCGAAACCCUAACGAGACAGGUUGUGGAGAAGAGGACAAGUAGUAUGGAGGAUGAGAUUUGCCAAUUGCAUAAAAAGCUAGAGGAGAGGAAUUACCAACUGGAGGCUUUCGCAUCCGAUGCAAACAGGUUUCUCAAAGAACUGGAUGAUAUCAGAUUGCAGCUUUCGGGCACUCGAGCAACUGCUGAUAUCAGUGUAUGUUCAGCUCAAUCGGCACAGCUUCAAUGUUUGGCACUGGCAAAGGAGUUAAAUGAGAAGAAUAGUGCGUUAAAAGAGCAUGAGGAUCGUGCCAAUAGGCUUGCAGAGCAACUAAACAUGCUGCACAUUGAUCUUGAAGCAAGGGAAGCUUCACAAAAGCAACUGAAAGAUGAAGUUCUGAGAAUUGAGAAAGAUAUUAUGCAAGCAGUUUCCAGAGUUGAGAAAGGAAAGAACUGUGAAUUAAUGAAAAUCUUGGAUGAGGUCUCUCCAAAAAAUUUUGAGAAGAUCGGUGGAUUUUUAACAAUGAAGGAUGAAGAAAUAGGCAGAUUGAGGGAUGACAUUAGGGUCCUCUCUGCACAUUGGGAGCGUAAAACUAAGGAAUUGGAGUCUCAGUUGGAGAAAAAUCGAAGAGCUGAUCAGGAAUUGAAGAAGAGAGUACUGAAGUUGGAAUUUUGUCUUCAAGAAGCUCGGUCACAGACAAGAAAACUCCAAAGGAUCGAAGAACGGAGGGACAAAGCUCUGAAAGAAAUUAGAGAACAAUUUGCAACAAAGCAACGGGAGACAGCUGAUAUUGCAGAGAGACAGAAUUUCUGGGAAAGCUCAACCUUCAAGAUGGUGGUCUCUAUGUCAAUGUUAAUCCUUGUUGUAUUUGCAAAACAGUAGUUACACUUGAUUCAGUCUCUGUUUUGUGCAAAAAAUAUAGUAGAAGCAGAGAUCAAGUUACAUAUCUCCGCUUGUUUAACAACAGUAUAAAUGGCUAGGCAUUAUAAAAAAUAUGAACAGAAAAUGUUUCAUUCUAGGAUAUUUAAGGACUAGGGUUUGGAGAGGAAGCUGCUGCAGAAUCUUUUCUGUGAAACAAAUAUUAACAUAUCAAUCUCAAGUCUCAACCACACAAGCUUGUUCCUACCAUAUGUGUGGGUGCCAGGAUUGUUGUAGAUGCUGAUAUAGCCCUCUGAUGCCAGAAUUUAUUGUAGAUGCUGAUAUUGCUUUGUGAUCUAGAUUGAACUUGCUACAUUUUGGAAA
Messenger RNA from Vitis vinifera (wine grape), 1648 nucleotides. RefSeq names its product nuclear envelope-associated protein 2. NCBI's taxonomy places the organism in Eukaryota, Viridiplantae, Streptophyta, Magnoliopsida, Vitales, Vitaceae. The record is from RefSeq and is a predicted model, not a curated record. The coding region runs from base 281 to 1288 and encodes 335 amino acids. The transcript has 5 exons.